GUUUCCAUGGAGCCGACAGAAGCUAAAAGGUCGAGUUUGCGGAUUAACUAACAGCCUAUUAGUUGCUUCUUUUGUGGUCGAACAGCUUUCAGGAUGUCAGGGCAACAAAUUAGCGAUAAUUCCGAGACUCUGUUUUCGUUUGAGCUCAUGGUGGAGAAUAUACGAAUCGAGAAACAUUGCAAAGUGUCCGACGAGCUGGCUCUUGGAGUGAGAUUACUGGAUUUCCCAACGCUGCUAAUUUAUCAGCCUCAGCAGAGCAGCAGUAGUGUUAACCAGCCCGAGCAGAAUGAAGGGGACAAGCGGGGAGAAUACGCUUUUCACAGAGGCAAGUCUUGCUUCUUCAAAAUGAACCUGAACUCACUGCACGUCCAGCUAUCUAACACCCCUCUGUAUGCGAUGGUGUUGGAUGUGAAAGAGGAGAUCCCCAGAUUAGUUGGCUCCUCUCUGAUAUCACUGGCCAAAGUGAUGGACAGGAUCGGGCAGGAUGUGACUGAGUGUGGUGUUUCUACUCCCUCUUCUCACAGUGAAAGGGGGAUUGUUGCUAUAUGCAACCUCACGGGGGAGAAAAUUGGAUCGAUAUCUCUGAGUUAUAAACUGUUAUGCCUGGGAGCAAGCUUACUGCCACAUAUCACGGAAAGGAGGGGCCUGGAAAGCACAAGUGGAGGACUACAAGAAUGUGUCAAGGAGACAAACAAAUCUGCUGAAUCAUUGCCUCUUGACUGUGGUAAUAUGGGAUCACUAACACCGGACAUGUGUGACUUAAGCAGAGACAUCCAAAACAACAGACUAGCAAACGCAAAACUCUUGUUAAAUGAGGAUAAGCAGAACGAUGAUGCUGAACACAGACCAACGAACCAAACUGAAGCCAGUUUUGAAGAGGAUUUAACUGUAUUCUGUCCCCCACAUCUUUACUACAGUAAUUCUGCAGAGGAAAAAAGCAGAACGGAAGAAGGGGAUUACAAAUUAUUGAACAUAGACUCAGAAGCUUUUACAUUUGAAGAUUCAUGUUCUGAGGAUGAAUUGAAUGAAAAGGAAGCUGGAGUUUCGGUGAUGCAUCAAAAAGGCAGCCACAAUGCAAAAGUAUCAAGCAGCCAAGAAGCAAGUGGGGUUACCCCAAAUGUCCUUGGGGAAGCUUUACAACAGUUGCCUCUGCUAAAUGCUCUUCUUGUUGAGCUGUCACAGCUGAAUGGGCAGAUCCCACAGCAGUCCUUGACUGUUCAUCCCAGUCUAGCUUGGAUUUACAGGCCUGCUUCCACAGAGGCUUCAGCUGGGCAAGGAAACAAACCACAAAAUGCCCAAACCAAGUCAUUGCAGAAAGCUAAACAAGGGACUAGUCCCCAUUUAAAACAUUUACAUCCCCCCAGAACUUGUUCUACACCCAUAAAAGUGAAAGACAAACAAGAACAAGCUUUAGUAGACAGCAAAAGUUCUAGUAAAUCUCCCAGGAAGAAGCUUGUAUAUGGAACAACUAAAACAUUUAAUCUAAGGCUGAAGCAGAUUUCUCCUCUUAAAGUAAAACAUCGAGAAUGCAUGGACUUAAUACAGAAUGAAACACAAUUUACUAUGACCAAAGGACAAUCAAAGCCAAGUAGUAAAACCUUGAAGUCCAGCAAAAGAAAAUCAGUGUUAAAUCAGAGCUCCAAUCUCAAUGAACACAUUGAGACAGUGAUACAGAGUGUCACAUUGGACUCUGCACUGAAAGGAACAAUCACACUGAAGCAGAAAAACCAGCAUGGGAAAGUUCAUGUUAAACAAGACAGAGACACUGAGAGAAUGUCAGAAAAAACUUCCCUCUCUGAAAGAGACUUGAAAUUUAUUCACAUCCCCAGUGUGGAUAGCGACAGUUUUCCCCAAAGCAAUGACAAGAAGGAGCAUCACAGCGAAUCAGAUCAAUCACAGUCUGAGUCUGACAGGGGCAAAGAGAAAACUCAAUCUGCAGGAAGCAGCAGACACAGCAGCCCAAACUCUUCAUUUUCAGACCUGAGCAGGGAAGAAAAUGAGGAGGCAGACUACGCUGAUGACUUUAACAGUUUUGAACCCAGUGAUGCCUACUCUCCUGACCUUGUGAGCAGCCCUGAACCCUCCAGAGCCAAGACUCCAAAGUCUCCUGUCUUGUGCUACUCAGACUCAGGAUCUGAAGGUGUCCAGAGGAGAGUAUCUGUCCUCCCUGUGCCUGUCAAAGCCUCGAGCUCUCCACAGCGUGCUCUGAGGGGUACCCACAUCAUCCGACCUCGAACACACACCUCGGCCCUCAGCUUCUCCUCCGACGAUGGUACCAGAGAUGGGUCGGCUUCAUUACAAGCUACAAGUUCCAGAAAACUGACAGCAGCCAGUAGCAGAGUGGAAUGGAGCUCUGGUGGCGAGAGCUUCAUGUCCUCAAGAGAUCAAAGGAGUGAGUCAGGCAAGAACAACGACACAGUUCGAGGACUUUCUGCAGAAUCCAGAUGCUCUUUUGAACCCCAGGAGGUAGAGGGAGUGGAGGAUGAGCUUGGAUCUUUGGAUUUCAGAAAUGAGUAUCAGCAUAUCUCUAAGCUAGUGGCCAGGAAACUCCCUGGGUAUACUAUGUAAAGAAAAAAGUACACAUUAUGGUAAAAAUCAAGACUGCAAUAUUUUUCUUUUCACUAAAUCAAACAGAUGAGUUGUAGUACUGUAGUGUGCACUUGUAAUGUCUGGAAGUGUUUUUAAUAAAGACAAGUUUUUG
Molecule: messenger RNA, 2701 nt
Organism: Amphiprion ocellaris (clown anemonefish)
Lineage: Eukaryota; Metazoa; Chordata; Actinopteri; Pomacentridae
Gene: map10
Product: microtubule associated protein 10
Exons: 1
Coding region: 94-2568 (824 amino acids)
Biological process (GO): mitotic spindle midzone assembly; positive regulation of cytokinesis; cytoplasmic microtubule organization
Cellular component (GO): midbody; mitotic spindle pole; mitotic spindle midzone
Molecular function (GO): microtubule binding
Source: RefSeq, a predicted model, not a curated record